Microtus ochrogaster (prairie vole) is the source of this 4204-nucleotide messenger RNA. It is a transcript of the gene Map3k14, whose product is annotated as mitogen-activated protein kinase kinase kinase 14. Gene Ontology annotation, molecular function: ATP binding; protein serine/threonine kinase activity. The record is from RefSeq and is a predicted model, not a curated record. NCBI's taxonomy places the organism in Eukaryota, Metazoa, Chordata, Mammalia, Rodentia, Cricetidae. The coding region runs from base 93 to 2918 and encodes 941 amino acids. Gene Ontology annotation, biological process: protein phosphorylation; canonical NF-kappaB signal transduction. The transcript is spliced from 16 exons.
AUUGUCUGUACUGCCAAUUCCAGGGGAUCCAACAAACCUUUUCAGGGAUUUGCGAGUGCCAGGCAUGCACAAGGUGAGCACAAGCCUGGGAGAUGGCAGUGAUGGAAGCGGCCUGCCCAGGCACUCCUGGCUCAGCAGUUGGGCAACAGAAGGAACUCGCCAAAGCCAAGGAGAAGACACAGUCGCUGGGGAAGAAGCCGAGCUGUGUCUACAAGCUUGAGGCUGUGGAGAAGAGCCCCAUGUUCUGUGGGAAGUGGGAGAUCCUGAACGACGUGAUUACCAAAGGCACAGCCAAGGAAGGUUCCGAGGGUGGCCCACCCGCCAUCUCCAUCAUUGCCCAGGCUGAAUGUGAGAACAGCCAGGAGUUCAGCCCCACCUUUUCGGAGCGCAUUUUCAUCGCAGGGUCACAGCGGUACAGCCAGUCUGAGAGCCUUGACCAAAUCCCCAACAAUGUGGCCCACGCAACUGAAGGCAAAAUGGCCCGUGUGUGCCGGAAGGGAAAGCGUCGCAGCAAAGCCCGGAAAAAACGUAAGAAGAGGAGGUCGAAGUCACAGGUCCAGGCAGGAGUGGCCUUAGCCAAGCCCCUGCCCCGAACUCCUGAGCAAGAGAGCUGCACCGUCCCUGUGCAGGAAGAUGAGUCUCCACUAGGCACCCUCUAUGCCAGAAAUGUCUCCCAGUUCACCAAGCCUCUGAAGGAAGCAGACCUCGGGCACCUGUGCUGUAAAAAGCAGGGUGAAGGCCUGCGACCGGUGCUGCCCCGACCUGAGCUCCACAAACUGAUCAGCCCCUUGCAAUGUCUAAACCAUGUGUGGAAACUCCACCACCCGCAGGCCGUAGGCCCCCCGCCCCAUCCUACUCACCCUUUCCCCUACAACAGACUGCCCCAUCCUUUCCCAUUCCACCCUCUGGAGCCCUGGAGACCCUAUCCGCUGGAAUCCCUCUUCCUGGACAAACUAGCCAGUGUAAGUGGCCAGCAGCCCCUGCCCAGCCCACACCUAAGCAAACUGGCCUAUGGAGACACUCAGAAGCCCCUGCCCAGCCCACACCUGGAGUCCAGCUAUCCAUCUCGAGGUGCCCAAGAAAAGGCUCCUGUGGAGGAGUACCUGGUCCAUGCACUACAAGGCAGUGUGAGCUCAGGCCAAGCCAACAGCCUGGCCAGCCUGGCUAAGACAUGGUCAUCAGGGAGCUCCAAGCCUCAGAGGCUCAGCCCUGAAACUGAGGACAACGAGGGUGUCCUGCUUACCGAGAAACUCAAACCAGUGGAUUAUGAGUACCGAGAAGAGGUCCACUGGGUGACACACCAGCCCCGUUUGGGCAGAGGCUCCUUCGGUGAGGUUCACAGAAUGAAGGACAAGCAGACCGGCUUCCAGUGUGCUGUCAAAAAGGUUCGACUUGAGGUGUUUCGGGCAGAGGAGCUAACGGCCUGUGCUGGACUGACAUCACCCAGAAUUGUACCUCUCUAUGGAGCUGUGAGAGACGGCCCUUGGGUCAACAUCUUCAUGGAACUGCUAGAAGGUGGUUCGCUAGGCCAGCUCAUAAAGCAGAAGGGCUGUCUGCCGGAAGACCGGGCACUCUACUACUUGGGCCAGGCCCUGGAAGGGCUGGAAUACCUCCAUAUACGAAGGAUCCUUCAUGGCGAUGUCAAAGCUGACAAUGUGCUCCUAUCCAGUGACGGGAGCCGAGCUGCCCUCUGCGACUUUGGCCACGCUUUGUGCUUACAACCUGACGGCCUCGGAAAGUCCUUGCUCACGGGGGACUACAUUCCUGGUACAGAGACACACAUGGCCCCAGAAGUGGUGAUGGGGAAGCCCUGCGAUGCCAAGGUGGACAUCUGGAGCAGCUGUUGCAUGAUGCUGCACAUGCUCAAUGGUCGCCACCCCUGGACUCAGUACUUCCGAGGCCCACUCUGUCUCAAGAUUGCCAGCGAGCCUCCACCUCUGAGGGAGAUUCCGCCUUCCUGUGCACCCCUCACAGCCCAGGCCAUCCAAGAGGGGCUGAAGAAAGAGCCUGUCGACCGAGCGUCUGCCGUGGAGCUUCGGGGGAAGGUGGGCCAGGCAUUACAGCAAGUGGGAGGUCUGAAAAGCCCUUGGAAAGGGGAAUAUAAGGAACCAAGACCUCCACCUCCAGACCAAGCCACCUGUCACCAGACCCUACACACCCCACCGAGGGAGAGCCCACCAGCCAAGGCCAGCACAGACGGGGCCUCUGAGCCUCGGCCUCCUCUGCCUCCAGAACCACCAGAACAGAGCAGAGCUCCAGCCCUGAACCUCAGCAAGGAGGAGUCUGGCACAUGGGAACCCUUGCCUCUGUCCUCCCUGGACCCAGCCCCUGCCAAGGGCUCCAGCUUCCCAGACCGGAGGGCAACCUUCCCAGAGCAGGAGCUGCAACAGCUGGAGAUGGAACUGUUUCUCAACAGCCUGUCGCAGCCCUUCUCCCUGGAGGAACAGGAACAGAUUCUCUCUUGCCUCAGCAUCGACAGCCGCUCGCUGUCAGAAGACAGUGAAAAGAACCCAUCAAAGGCCUCUCAGAACUCGCGUGACACCCUAAGUUCUGGCGUGCAUUCGUGGAGCAGUCAGGCAGAGGCAAGAAGUUCCAGCUGCAACAUGGUGCUGGCCCGGGGGCGGCCCACGGACACCCCAAGCUACUUCAAUGGUGUCAAGGUUCAAAUACAGACUCUCAAUGGCGAACACCUGCACAUCCGAGAAUUCCACCGGGUCAAGGUGGGAGACAUUGCAACUGGCAUCAGCAGCCAGAUCCCAGCCACAGCCUUCAGCUUGGUGACCAAAGAUGGACAGCCUGUUCGCUAUGACAUGGAGGUGCCCGACUCAGGCAUUGACCUGCGGUGCACCCUGGCCCUUGAUGGCAGCUUCGCCUGGAGCUGGAGGGUCAAGCAUGGACAGCUGGAGAACCAGCCGUAGCCUUGUCUUCCAUCACCAGCUCCAUUCUGCCCACAGCAGGCUUCCUUUGAAUCUCAGUACUCAGUGCUCUGAGAUGCUGGCUGAGUCUGCUCAGGGAGAUCUGCCAGCCCCUGGGUUAGCAGUGAGACCAAGGCUUGCAGCAGCAACCAGAGCAGGUAAAGCGCCUCCCAGGAUUUGCCUCCUGAGUGCUGCUGGCCUCUGACAGGAGAAACCCUUCACUCAUGAGGAGACAAGGAAGAAGACGGGUCUCAGCCCCCAGGAAGAGAGCCAGUGCUCUCUGUGAUGCUCCAAACGAGACCCUCAUGGAUCAGCCAGCACCUGCCAGCAGUUGGGGUGCAGCUUCUAGCCUGAUCAAGAAGAACAAGUACCUAGGAAGGUAGAUCUGGGUUCCCGCCUGCCUCAUUAGGGCAAGGCCGCAGGUGUACCUGCCCAGGGGCUCGUGGAGCUUUCAAGACCUUGUCUGGCCUCCUUGGCCAUUAACUAGUGUGAGACAGAGCAGGCAGGAAGGAUGCUAGCACCUUGGUAGAAUGCACCACACCUUUGGGUUAUUGUAGUCCAGGUCCUGGGUUGAGCUCCUUGUUCAACCAAGGACCAUAGAAGGUAUCAAAGAGAAGCGAGUCUCAGGCCUCAGGUUUGUGGCUGCUGGGCACCACUCGUCCUCGGAGCAUCAGGCCUCACUGAGGCCUGCCCUUUGGCUAGCUGGCACCCUAGACCCUCAUCUAUGGAACUGAAGGAUGACGUGAGACCUGACAGGAAUGGUCUUCAAAUGACAGAUGCUAAAGAAAGCCACAGAUGCAGGACUUGCCAUCCGCCAAGGCACAUAGACAAUACCCGGCACGCCAGCUUCAUGGUGACAAGACACUGUCGGCAGCACUUUGCACUCUGAUGACCUCAAAGCACUUUUCUGGCUGCCUUCCAGCAGAGCAUUGGCUCUGCAUGGGCACAAGCAGGCCAGGGGAUGGGGAAGGGACUGUCUUGCCCCAUCAUCCACACAGGCUUGACUGCCUCAAGCCUCCUUCAGAUUUAAGAUGAGCAUCUCACCCCCAUUGCCCUAGCCAGGCUUUUCCUGGUCAGGCUUGGACUCAUGUAGCAUUAAGUUAACUGUGAAUCAUUGUGGGGAGGGGCACAGAGACCCCCCCUUCUGGAGAAGCUCAUCCUCCCACCCCCAGCCAGCCAAGAUAGAUCCUGUCCAGCAAUUCGCAAGGCUGCUCCUGGCCACAGCCCGUGAAGAACCGCAGCCAUGGUGCUGCAUUUGGGGUGUGCCUGAGUUCUGUAAAGCAAUAAAA